Molecule: messenger RNA, 1701 nt
Organism: Hypanus sabinus (Atlantic stingray)
Lineage: Eukaryota; Metazoa; Chordata; Chondrichthyes; Myliobatiformes; Dasyatidae
Product: alpha-2,8-sialyltransferase 8F-like
Exons: 8
Coding region: 1-1290 (429 amino acids)
Biological process (GO): N-glycan processing; oligosaccharide metabolic process
Molecular function (GO): alpha-N-acetylneuraminate alpha-2,8-sialyltransferase activity
Source: RefSeq, a predicted model, not a curated record
AUGAACUUCGAGAAAUGUAAAGGGGUAGAAAAGGAAAUUGGCUACAUGCUAGCAACUGGUAUAAUUAGGCAAUCUACUUCAGACUGGGCAUCGCCCUGCGUUCUCGUGCCCAAACCGAACGGUAGCAUGAGAUUCUGUACUGACUACAGGAAAAUCAAUGCAAUAACCAAGACAGAUGUUUAUCCUAUUCCGAGAGUGGAUGACUGUAUUGAUAAGAGACCACUUGUGAUUUAUAUGGAUCAGAAUCCAUUGAUAUUUCUAACUAAAAUGAAGGAUAAGAAUGGAAGGUUAUUAAACUGGAGUCUGAUAUUGCAAGAAAAUGACUUAAAAAUCAAACAUGUGAAAGGUACUGACAACGUUAUAGCUGAUAGUUUAUCUGGAUGGUUAACUGAAGAUGAUUUUAUCAAACUGUUCAAGAAAGUUCAGAAUUGCGGAUGGAUGAAAAAUUCUAUGGAGCACAGAAAGAUCCGAUCACGACUACAGAAAUGCUGCAAUGCAUCAAAAAAUUUCAUUAUUACACAACUCAACACUCCCAUGGGUACAAACAUCAGUUAUGCUGGAAGAUCCAAAAAGAAAUUUACAAUUACCAAAAACAUCUUUGACCUGAUUCCGAAGACAGAUCCAUUUAAAGAUCACAAACUUAAACAUUGCUCAGUUGUUGGAAAUUCUGGAAUUCUAAUUAACAGCAGCUGUGGAGCUGAAAUCAAUGAGGCCGACUUUGUAUUCAGAUGCUACCUUCCCAUUCUGAUGGAUUUCAAAUCAUUGUUGAGAACUUCAACAAAGCUCUAUUCCUAUAAACAAUACUGUUUAUCUUACAGAUUUCAACAUCUGGAUUCAAGGCGAAAGCCACUUAUGGACCACGUAUCCAUCUAUGAAAACGCAUUGAUUCUGCUGCCUGCAUUUUCUUAUUCACUUGAUACUUCAAUCUCAUUUAAAGUGUCCUUCACACUGCAAGACUUUGGAGCAAAACAACAGGCAAUAUUUUUAAGUCCAUCAUACCAGAAAUUGCUUACUCAGUUCUGGAAAGUUCAAGGAAUAAGUGAAAUGUCUCUUUCUUCUGGUCUCAUAAUAUUAAGUGCAGCACUGGAAAUGUGUGAAGAAGUCUGUGUGUAUGGGUUUUGGCCCUUCUCCAAAGAUGUAGCUGGAAACCAGUUGUUCCAUCAUUACUAUGAUAAUAUGAUGCCAAAGAAAGUUCACUCAUUUUCUAAUGAAUUUUACAAACUACUACUGCUUCACAUGAAAGGGGUUGUGAAAGUGCAAGCUGGUCAAUGUGGGAAAUCCUCUGUGUAAGUCACUUUUUGGGAUUUAAUUUUUGAAAGGGGUUAUAACUGACAUGUAUAUUGGUAAAUCUUCCCUAAAGGUGAGUGAUGUAGACAGAAAAAAUAAACACAACUCAGUUAUUCAAUGCUUGGUAAUCAAUCACCAUUUCUCUGCAGUAAUCCAAAAUGUUAUGAUACCCUUAAAAUCCAAAAAUCUUUGAUCUCUUGUUUGAUGACACCUAGUGACCAAACCUGAGUAGUGGCCACAAUGAGCACACUAUGCUUCCUUGGAUGACCGACUUCCUGUCCACUCGAAUGUUGGUGCUGGUUCUUACCCACCCAUUCCUGGCAUCAAAACCAAUCACCGGAGCGUUCUCUCCAAUAUCAGGCUCAGUCCAGCCCCACUUUAGUCUCCUGAAUUGACCCAUUCUCCAUCCUCCAA